GCGGCACAACGGGUUCCAUUUCAGCCUCGGUCGGAACAGGCACAACUGGAAGCGGCGGGUCCAUUGCACUUGCCGCCGGUGGUUCUGUUAUCGGUGGAACCAUCAGUCUUCUCAGUGGCCAAGCUUCAGGUGGAGCUUCCGGCGCAAUUUCCUUAUCCAGCAAUGCCGCGACUGGCGGAAACACUGGUGCGCUAUCACUGUCGUCCGGCACGUCCACUGGGGGUGUUGGGGGUGGCUUUACUGCCGCAGUUGGUUCUGGUACCGUUGGCACUGGAGGCGGGCUGGCCUUGUCAGCUGGUGGGUCAGUCGUUGGUGGCGCAGUGUCACUGCGCAGCGGAGCGUCCACAGCUGGUGCUUCUGGUGCAAUUACUUUGGCCUCGAGCACUGCUGCAGGUGGUGCUUCCGGUGCUGUUCAAGUUUCCACUGGGGUUUCUACGGGAGGUGGUGGAGGUGGAAUUUCUGGAAGUGUUGGCAGUGGGUCCUGGUGCUUCGACUGCUGGGGCGUCUGGCGCCCUUUCGUUGACAUCAAGCGCUGCUGUUGGCGGAAGUUCCGGGGCUAUUAGCUUAUCGACUGGUGCGUCCACUGGUGGAACCGGAGGUGCCAUCACAGCAUCCGUUGGAAAUGGUGCGACUGGUACGGGAGGCAGCGUGUCUAUUGUAGCCGGACUAGCCCCUGCAGGGGGGACUUUGACUUUGGCAAGUGGGGCGUCCAGUGCCGGCGACUCGGGAGCGACUGCGCUUACCACUGGUGCCUCCGUGGGAGGAAAUUCUGGCGCAAUCACAUUGCUUUCGGGUGGAGCCACAGGUGGCAAUGGAGGCAAAUUGGCAUUUUCAGUUGGGUCAGGUGACACUGGAACUGGCGGAAAAAUGCAGUUGUCAGCCGGGUCGGCUCCGGUCGGCGGUGACGUCCUUUUGGCAUCUGGUCCCUCCAGUGCAGGUGCAUCUGGUCGGGUAGACAUUGCAACAGCGGCGGCAUCAGGUGGCCCCUCUGGAGCAUUAACCCUUGGGACCGGCGUAACGGAUACUGCCACUGGUGGAAAUGUCGCGAUUCAAGUUGGCAGUGGUGUGAGUGGCGUUGGUGGGUCGAUUUCGGUCACCGCAGGCGAAAAUGUUGCUGGUGGUGACAUCACUCUACUUACGGGUCCUUCUUUGGCUGGAGUGUCGGGAACUAUUUCGUUGGUCACAAACACAGCGAUACAAGGGAAUUCUGGGUCUGUGCUAGUAUCCACAGGGCUGGCAAACGAUGGAUCAGGUGGUGCCAUUUCAUUGUCCGUUGGCAACGGUGGUGUCGGUGCCGGCGGAGCCAUUUCAUUCACAAGUGGAAAAGGUGUCAGCGGAGGUGCUACCACCAUCAUCAGUGGCGCCUCUACUGCUGGUGCGUCCGGAAAUGUUGCUCUCAAGUCCAACGACGCUGUGGGCGGUAACUCCGGAACUAUAGCUAUUGCGUCGGGAUUGUCCAACUCGGCCACGGGUGGUGACAUUUCGAUGCUUAUUGGCACUGGCUCCAGUGGAACCGGAGGUGCCAUCACGUUUACAGCUGGGCAAUCUGUGACCGGCGGGUCGAUUCAAUUGACCAGUGGGGCGUCGACUGGCGGUGAUUCUGGUGGUGUUUCUAUUUCUACCAGUAAUUCGGCUGGUGGAAAUUCCGGUGCUCUGUCGCUGACGUCCGGUACUGCAACUGGUGGUCGUGGUGGCAGCUUGACCCUUGCCGUGGGAUCGUCUGUUGCUGGUAUCGGUGGAACCGUCAGUCUCUCUUCCGGGUCAUCAGUCACAGGUGGCGCCAUCACGUUACGCACGGGUGCCUCAACUGCGGGUCAGUCUGGUGCGGUUACGGUAUCUACAAGUUCUUCCGUGGGCAGUGCCUCAGGUACCGUGUCCAUAACGACUGGCGCUGCUACUGUUGGUGGCACUGGCGGCUCGAUUAUUGGUUCAGUUGGAAGUGGCGUGGCGGGUGUUGGUGGCCCUAUUAUGUUGACGGCGGGGUCGAGUACAGUCUCAACCGGAGGCAAAGCGUCGUUAAAUGCUGGACUUGGACUUGCUGGCGGAAACGUCGAGUUGACUGGUGGUGCCGGUGGCAUCAACGCUGGUGGUCAAGUUAUCUUAACGGGAGGUGCAAGUACUACUGCUGUCGGCGGUGGUAUCGCACUAUCCAGCGGUGCUGGUGCGUCCACAUCGACAAGCGGGGCAAUUUCAUUGAGCACUGUUGGAUCUAGUACUUCAGGCACGAUUUCUUUGGCCACGGGGACUGGAAGCGCAGGGCCAGGUGGCAGUAUUAGCCUGUCAGUUGGAGCUGGCGCAGCGUCGGCUGGCGGAAGUGUCUCAAUUAGAGGAGGAACUUCUGUGGCGGGUGGCCCGAUAUCUCUACUGACAGGCUCAUCAACAGCGGGGGCGUCCGGUGCAGUGACGAUUGGCUCUGCUGCGGCUACGGGUGGCAAUUCCGGAAGUAUUUCGUUGUUAACUGGUGCGUCCACGGCGUCUGGUCAAGGCGGAGAUAUCAUCGCAAGUGUCGGAAACAGCGUUGUCGCCACUAGCGGCGGAGUGACGUUCACUGCAGGCAGUACAUCUGCUUCGUUCUCGACUGGCGGACGAGUGUCACUGCUUGGUGGCCAGGGAUCAUCAGGUGGGGGACUGGUCCUCAACGGUGGCAUUGGUCAAACCAAUGUUGGUGGAGCUAUCCAGCUUUCAUCGGGAACUAGUCUGACGUCAACCGGUGGUGAUGUUUUGCUGACAAGUGGUGCUGGUGCGGCAAGCUCGUUCAGUGGCAAAAUUUCUCUGUCAACUACUGCCGCUAGCACAAGUGGAUACAUAAACCUAAACACUGGUGCCAGUUCCACUGGUGCUGGUGGCGCCAUUGUUCUUUCAGUAGGCACUGGAACAGCAGGCACGGGCGGCUCGCUUUCACUCAAGAGUGGCGACAACGUUAUAGGAGGUAUCGUUGCCAUCUCGAGUGGCGCAUCAUCUGCUGGUGCAUCUGGCGACGUCACUGUACUGACUGCUGCAUCAACGGGUGGCAACUCUGGCCAAUUUUCUGUCGCGACGGGUACAUCUACUGGUGGUAAAGGUGGUGGCAUCGCCCUGACCAGUGGGAGUGGCACAGUUGGCGUUGGUGGGGCACUGACUUUCACUGCAGGGAUCAGUUCUGCUUCCACAGGUGGCAAAGUUGGUCUCCGUGGCGGCGCUGGUGUGACAGGUGGCAAUAUUGAAGUUUUGGGUGGAGCCGGAUCUGCAGGCGUUGGUGGGGACAUCGUUCUCACCAGUGGUGUGGGCACCGGACCGGCCAUUAGUGGCGACGUGCACGUUGCUACCGCCGAUGACAGUACGUCCGGCAUGCUGCUGCUUGUAACUGGGGCUGGCUCAAAUGGCGCAGGUGGCAGCAUUCACGCCUCAGUGGGCGUUGGAACGUCUGGAACAGGUGGUUCAAUUAGCCUGUCCAGCGGGAACUCUGUUGUUGGUGGUGAUGUCAGCAUUAUCAGUGGCGCAUCUACUGCGGGGGUAUCGGGGGGGAUUUCUCUUUCAACCAGUACAUCUACUGGCGGCAAUUCCGGCUCUGUUCAACUGACAAGUGGAACCGCUACUGGCGGUAAAGGUGGUAGCUUGAUCGGCGCAGCUGGCGACGGUGACACUGGCAUCGGUGGCGCGAUUACGCUCAAGGCGGGUUUGAGUUCAGCUUCCACCGGUGGUAAAAGUUCAUUGAUCGGUGGCAGUGGCACCAUUGGUGGCGAUGUCGCGUUAAAUGCGGGGGCUGCAACCGCUGGAAUUGGCGGUCAAGUGCUGGUAACGAGUGGUGCUUCGACUACACAGAGCGGUCCCAUUGCCUUGAUGAGUGCUGGAGCGAGUACGACUGGUGGUAUUUCGCUGUCCACUGGGGCCGGCACAGGUGGUGCUGGAGGGUCGAUUUCCCUUGAAGUUGGCAGCGCCAGUACUGGCACGGGCGGGAGUGCCACCAUCGGCAGUGGCUCGGGCGUAAACGGUGGUCCAAUAAGCGUGACCAGUGGGGUUUCUUCUGCUGGCUCAUCGGGGGGGCUAUUUUUUGCUUCUGGGAUAUCCACGGGAGGCAACUCUGGAGCUAUUUCAUUAACGUCAGGAGCAGCCACUGGGGGUACCGGUGGUGGUAUUUCAGGCCUCGUUGGGUCUGGAGCUACUGGAACUGGCGGCGCGAUUACCUUUACUGCUGGUGUUAGCGCUGCAUCCACCGGAGGCAAAAGCUCCAUUCUUGGUGGCAGCGGUACUGUUGGAGGGAAUGUAGAACUCAUGGGCGGAGCCGGAGCCACUACGUUGGGUGGUAACAUCGUCGCAACAAGUGGGGCCGGCGCGGCUUCGUCUACCAGUGGAGGCGUUACGUUAAGCACUGCUGGAAGCAGCACAACCGGAUCCAUUCUCCUACGAUCUGGAGUGGCUACGACGGGUGCUGGGGGCGCUAUUAGCGUGUCGGUUGGAACAGGAGUUGCCGGAACGGGGGGUGCAAUCAACAUUGCCAGCGGAACCAGUGCAAUUGGUGGCUCUGUAGUUGUGUCAAGCGGGGCAUCCACUGCUGGUGUUUCGGGAAGUGUUUUGAUAUCCUCUGCUGCGUCCGUUGGCGGAGCAUCCGGACCCAUUUCACUCACGACAGCAGCAGCCACUGGUGGAACAGGUGGUUCCAUCACCGCAACUGUUGGCAAUGGAGUUUCUGGCAACGGAGGCGCGAUCUCAUUUACAAGCGGAGCAAGUUCUGUAGCAACUGGUGGAAAGUCGUCCCUCGUCGGUGGAGCUGGUACUGUGGGCGGAAAUGUUGAAGUGAUAAGUGGUACCGGUUCAGCCACUGUCGGCGGCGACAUUAUUUUGACCACUGGAGCCGCUGCUAGCAACUCUGUCAGUGGUAACAUUGCCCUCAGCACCCCCAGCUCGUCUUCGACAAGUGGAGGUGCCAUCUCCAUCCGUAGUGGAUCGUCUUCAGGCGCUGUUGGCGGUACUAUUACCGUUUCCGUGGGCGGAGGUACUGCUGGUACAGGUGGAGCCGUCCGAUUGUCCAGUGGUAAUUCUGUGGUCGGUGGUGACAUUUCUGCGACUAGUGGCACAUCGUCGGCCGGCUCGUCAGGAAACGUGGCUGUGUCCUCGGGAGCCUCCACAGGAGGGGACUCAGGUAGCUUGACGCUAACGUCUGGCGCUGCUACUGGUGGCCGUGGUGGCGGAAUCUCUGGAACCGUGGGAAGUGGCGCCACAGGCGUUGGCGGCAGUGUAGCUUUCACGGCUGGCUCGUCUAUUACGGGUGGAGAAGUGACGCUUACAAGUGGAGCAUCCAGUGCUGGCAAAUCUGGUGCGGUUACUUUCCGAUCUAGUGCGUCCACAGGAGGCAGCUCGGGAUCGGUGUCUCUAUUGUCAGGUGACGCGACUGGUGGCGCGGGCGGCGACAUUGUUGCUACGGUUGGCACUGGUGCUACGGGUGUUGGUGGUGCCAUCACGUUUACUGCAGGCGCAUCGUCAGCCUCCACGGGGGGCAAGUCGACAGUACUCGGCGGCAGUGGUUCCAUUGGCGGUGAUGUCGCGCUUACAGGUGGACUUGCCACGUCAAGCACUGGUGGAAAUGUUGUUGUCACGUCUGGUGCCGGUGCAGCUUCGUCGUUUAGUGGUGGCAUCGCUUUGAGCACGAAAGACUCGGCUUCGUCUGGGGCGAUUACGCUUGCCACGGGCGUGGGGACUGGUGGAACUGGUGGGAGUGUUUUAAUUUCUGUUGGAACUGGAUCUACAGGUCAAAGUGGAGCUCUCACCCUCAAUAGUGGUGCUGGAGUGUCCGGUGGAGAUGUGUCCGUUGCUAGUGGUUCAUCAACUGCUGGAACGUCAGGCUCCGUAUCGAUUGUUAGCGCUGCAUCUACCGGUGGUGCGUCUGGCUCGUUGAGUUUGACUACGGGAGCCUCUACAAGCGGAGCCGGAGGCAAUAUUAUCGCAACCGUUGGCACUGGCGUGCCUGCAGCAAGUACUCCUGGUGGCAGAAUUGCGUUAACUGCUGGAACAAGCACGGCAUCCACUGGAGGUAAAAUUCUCUUGACUGGUGGCACUGGAACAUCGGGAGGAAAUCUCGAGCUUGUUGCUGGUGAUACUCCAGCUGGAAGUGUUGGCGGCAAUGUAUUGGUCACUGGUGGUGUUGGUGUCACUGGUGCUGGCGGCAAUGUGGCGCUUUUGAGUGGCGCAAGUUCAACUUUGGGUCAAUCGGGGACCAUUUCGGUCAGCAGUGCUGGCGGAGUCACAUCUGGAACCAUUCAAUUAACCUCUGGAGCUGCGACUAACGGUGCGGGUGGCUCCCUGUCCAUGGUUGUUGGAGCCGGUACUCUUGGAGUGGGCGGAAAUAUUCAAUUGUCUUCGGGUAACUCCGUUUCAGGCGGUGCAGUUCAAAUCGGAAGUGGCAGUUCCUCUGCAGGUUCCUCAGGCAGCGUUGCAUUGUCCUCAGCAGCUGCAGCUGGCGGCAACUCUGGUUCGAUUAAUUUGGCUUCUGGUGCUUCAACAGGUGGUACUGGUGGAAGCUUUGUCGCUGCAGUGGGCAAUGGCGACACUGGAAAUGGCGGUUCGAUCACCCUUACAGCAGGACAGAGUUCAGCCGCUGUCGGAGGCAAAGUGGCAUUGAAUGGCGGAGCUGGCACAACCGGUGGAAACGUUGAAGUUACUGGUGGCUCCAGCGCAGCCGGGAAUGGUGGUGAUGUCGUCAUCAAGAGUGGUGUCGGGGCGACUGCAGCCCUAAGCGGAGGAAUUUCUCUCAGUACUCAGAAUGACGCAACCUCUGGUGCCUUGUCGUUGAAAACUGGCACUGGAUCGGCAGGACCAGGUGGCGCCAUCUCCUUGUCGGUUGGCAGUGGCACCACGGGAGCUGGCGGUGCGAUUAAUGUCAACAGCGGUGUUGGCGUAAGUGGUGGUGCAGUCGCGAUUGCAAGUGGUGUUGCCACUGCUGGCGUCUCGGGUUCCGUUUCCAUUGCAUCGAGUGCUGCAACGGGCGGUAGCAGUGGAGCUGUAGCUAUUGCUUCAGGUGCUUCUACUGGUGGAGGCACUGGAGGUGCGAUUUCAAUCGCCGUGGGGAAUGGUGUCCUUGGAAAUGGCGGCGCGAUGACACUCACAGCUGGUGCUAGCACUGUCGCCACUGGAGGAAAAUCGUCAAUCAAUGGUGGCGGAGGUACCGUGGGCGGAAAUGUCGAAUUAACAGCCGGAGCUGGAGCCUCGGGUGCUGGUGGAAACAUCCUCAUGUCAAGUGGCGCCGGUGCGACUUCGACUACAAGUGGAUCAAUCACCUUGUCGUCAUCAUCUGGCAGCACCUCGGGUGCAAUUGCUGUCAGCACUGGCGCUGGUACUGGGGGUGCAGGUGGGAGCAUUUCGCUUUCCGUUGGCAGUGGCAGCGCUGGCACCGGUGGCAGUGUGAGUGUCGCAAGUGGCGCCGACGUUGUAGGUGGGGCCCUUGCACUGACCAGUGGAGCAUCAACUGCCGGAUUAUCUGGAGCACUUACGAUGCUGUCGGGAGCCUCCGUGGGGGGCAACUCGGGAGCGUUGACCAUUGCAACAGGAAGCGCCACAGGUGGAACGGGCGGUAAUGUUGCGGUUUCCGUUGGUGCUGGCGUCCUUGGAGCUGGUGGAACACUCACGCUGACGUCUGGCUCCAGCACUGUGGCUGUAGGUGGAGCUAGCGCCUUAAAUGGCGGUGCGGGGACAGCUGGAGGCAAUGUUCAAGUCACGGCUGGAGCAGGUUCAAGCGGUGCUGGCGGCUCGAUUGUUCUUAAGAGCGGCGAUGGCAGUGCUUCCAGUGGAGGUAUUGUGCUGUCCAGCAGCAACAUGGGCACUUCAACAGGAUCCAUUGCUCUCACUACUGGUGCAUCUGCUGGUGCCGUUGGUGGGAUAUCUGCGUCUGCUGGGUCAUCUUCAGGUGCCGACGGUACGGCUGUCAGUCUCACCGGAGGGGCAUCUUCAAAAUCAGGUGGGACCGGUGGCAAAGUUUCUAUCACCGGUGGUGCCGCUGCUGUUGGCGGAAAUGUUGAGCUGGUUGGUGGAACUGGUGGCACAACCAUUGGGGGCCAAAUUACCCUCAAGAGUGGUGCUGGUGCUUCGUCGUCGCUGAGUGGAGGGUUGACGCUCUCGACAGUUGCUGGCGACGCUACAAGUGGAUCUAUUUUGCUUCAGACUGGUUCAUCGACGUUGGGCGUCGGUGGCAAUGUUGUGCUGUCUGGUGGCGCCAGUACGGUUGGCGCUGGGAGUGCAAUCUUGUUAACCGCGGGCUCGAGUGCCAAUGCUGUUGGUGGCAAUGUCGAAUUGACAGCAGCCCAAGGCACAGAAGGUGGACGAAUCUCUCUGCUUGGCGGCGUUGGAACUCAAACUAGCGGUGGGCGCCUCGUGCUCACCAGUGGUGCAGGGGUGGACACAACUAAACCAAGUGGAAACAUUGAUAUCUCAAGCCCUUCUGGCAGCGUAAGCGGCACCAUCGCGCUUGCAUCUGGCACAGCGACUGCAGGCGCUUCUGGUUCUAUCCGAGCCUCCGUGGGUACAAGCAGUGCGACAGGUGGUGAUGUAGCCAUUUUUGGUGGCAAUGGCGUAACUGGCGGAAACGUCCUUCUAUCCAGUGGAUCUUCAAGUGCAGGUACAUCAGGCAGUCUGACGCUGUCUUCCAACACAGCCUCUGGUGGCAGUUCUGGUCAGGUUAUCUUAUCCACUGGAGCUAGCACGGGUGGCACUGGUGGCAACAUUGUUGUAACAGUUGGGAAUGGUGCUACAGGUUCUGGAGGAAGUAUCGCCCUCACAGCUGGCACCAGCUCUGCGUCAACGGGGGGCAAAGUGUCCCUUGUGGGUGGUGUGGGAACCGUCGGUGGCAACUUGGAAUUCACUUCUGGCACUGGUUCAUCAACCAAUGGAGGUGACGUACUAUUGAAAAGUGGCGUCGGUGCCGCGACGUCUGCGCUGUAUCUGGCGCCAUUGUAUUGCGAACGGGAGCUGCGUCAAGUGGCGCUGGGGGAAGCGUUUCCAUAUCUGUGGGCAGUGGUAGUGCUGGUUCUGGAGGUUCAAUCACUGCGACCAGUGGUGUGGGUGUCGCUGGAGGCUCCGUGUCGGUGCUUAGUGGUGCGUCCACAGCUGGAACUUCAGGCAGCGUUGCCUUGGGAUCGAGCGCAGCCACUGGCGGAGCAUCUGGAACCACAGUCGGAAACGGAGUCGCUGGAAAUGGUGGCGCCCUUACCUUUACUGCCGGUGCGAGCUCAGUUGGAACGGGUGGUAUCAGUUCCGUUAGCGGGGGUGCCGGAACAGCUGGUGGCUCGAGUACCGUUGGUGGGGGGGUGUCAAUCAUCAGUGGGAAUGGUGCCCAAUCUGGUACCGCUAGUGGUGGUGGCGGUGGUGCCAUCCAAGUCGCAGUCGCUGGUGGAAGUACUGGUGCAUCUACCGCUGGUGCGUCGGGUGCGGCUGGGAUUCAAUCAAGCUCAUCAACUGGUGGAAAUUCUGCUUCUGUUUCUGGCGGUGUUGGUACUGCAGGUGGCGACGUCCGACUAUUUGGCGGUGCUGGAACCGGUGGAAUUAGUGGACCAAUUUCUCUUUCAACUGGUGCGUCUACUGCUGCGUCCGGGGGUGCUAUUUCAGUGUCGGUUGGAAGUACAACAACCGGAACCGGCGGUACCUGCGGGGGCAUCAGGGGUUGCUGCGAUAACCACUGCAGCCUCAGCUGGUGGAAACUCUGGGUCCAUUGGCUUUGUGACAGGAGUUGCAGCUGGUGGCACGGGUGGAGCUAUCACUGGAUCCGUAGGCAAUGGCGCUGUGGGUGUUGGUGGUGGUGUAAUCUUCACUGCGGGUGCUAGCAGUGCAUCAACUGGUGGGAAAUCGUCCAUUGUUGGGGGUGCUGGUACUAUCGGUGGAAAUGUCGAACUCACCGCCGGUGCUGGAUCAACAACCUUGGGUGGAUCUGUAUUGCUCUCAAGUGGAAGCGGUGCAUCGGCUUCUUCCAGCGGAGGGGUAACCAUUGCUACACCAAUUGGAGGUGCCACGGGAGCACUGCAACUGUCAACGGGCGCUGCCUCUGCAGGUUCUGGCGGGGCGAUAUCGAUUGCGGUUGGUUCAGGAACGACUGGAGCCGGGGGCAGCUUGACUUUGUCCAGCGGGAAUGGAGUUUCAGGUGGUGCGGUGACUGUUUCAAGUGGAACUUCGUCUGCAGGAGUGUCUGCUACUGGGGGCACUGGUGGCAAUAUUGUUGUCACUGCGGGUAGCGGUGCUGUUGCUACCGGUGGUUCGAUCGCACUGACUGGGGGCAUGAGUUCAGCAGCUACGGGUGGCAAAACAUCCAUUUCUGGAGGCAGUGGUACGCGAGGGGGCAACAUUGAGCUCACGGGUGGUGCCGGUACCGCGGGCGUUGGGGGCGAUGUACUGCUUACAAGUGGUGUUGGCACCGGUCCUGCAACUAGUGGAGCGAUCAAGUUGGUCACUAGUGACGAUGGCGCAACUGGGUCCAUCUUACUUGCCACUGGCGCGGCAGCGACUGGCACGAGUGGCAACAUUCGCCUGAGUGUUAAUGCUGGAACUGCGGGUACCGGUGGGGAUAUCAGUCUGUCAAGCGGAAACAACGUUGUCGGUGGCGCUUUAAGCUUGCAGAGUGGCUCGUCGACCGCUGGCUCAUCUG
Molecule: messenger RNA, 10600 nt
Organism: Aphanomyces astaci
Lineage: Eukaryota; Oomycota; Saprolegniomycetes; Saprolegniales; Verrucalvaceae
Exons: 11
Source: RefSeq, a predicted model, not a curated record